AUGUUUGGGGAGCGAACACUGCUGGGCUCACGGUCUUGGGCAUUUUUAGUCAGGAAAUGUGGGGAAGCAGGUAAUCGAAGAUUCAGUACAAGCGGAUUUCGCUUCCAGGACGUUGAAGUGAGGGUUGACGGUGUUAGCGUGAAAAUUGAGGCAGGGUCUUCAAUCAUUCAAGCGGCAGAUAAAGCUGGUAUCAUGAUUCCAAGAUAUUGCUACCAUGACAAAUUGGCCAUUGCAGGAAAUUGUCGUAUGUGUCUUGUUGAGAUUGAGAAAUCUCCCAAGAUGGCAGCUGCUUGCGCCAUGCCAGUCAUGAAUGGAAUGUCUGUGCUUACAAAUUCUGAAAAGGUGAAGAAAGCUAGAGAAGGAAUUACAGAGUUCUUACUGUACAACCAUCCUCUUGAUUGUCCUGUGUGCGACCAAGGUGGAGAAUGUGAUCUCCAAGAACAGACACUUCGGUAUGGUUCUGACAGGGGCCGCUUUCAUGAGGUCUCUGGUAAACGAGCUGUUGAGAACAAGGCCCUGGGCCCUUUGAUCAAAACGUCGAUGAACAGAUGUAUUCACUGUACUCGAUGUGUGAGAUUCUUGAAUGAUGUUGCUGGAGCCCCGGAAAUGGGAAGCACGGGUAGGGGCAAUGAUCUCCAGAUUGGUACUUAUGUGGAGAGAAACGUGAAUUCCGAGAUGAGUGGAAAUGUGAUUGAUUUGUGCCCAGUCGGAGCUCUGACUUCGAAGCCGUACGCAUUCAAGGCGCGUCCUUGGGAACUGAAGCGUACCGAGACAAUAGAUGUCACGGACGGUCUUGGUUCGGCGAUACGUGUUGAUAGCAGAGGUUCUGAAAUCAUGAGAGUUCUUCCUAGACUCAACGACGAGAUCAAUGAGGAGUGGAUCAGUGAUAAAACCAGAUUCAGUUAUGAUGGACUUGCAGUUCAAAGACUCACAAAGCCAAUGAUCAAGGUGGACCACAUGUUUGCCGACGCAACCUGGCACGAUGUCUUAAGCUUGAUUAAGGAGAAAUACGAACAGCUGAAACCGGCCGAAAAUGAGGUCAAGGGAAUUGUUGGAGCCCUGGCGGACGUUGAGAGUAUGGUUGCUUUGAAAGACUUGAUCAAUCGAAUGAAUUCUGAAAACCUUACUCUUGAUGUUCCCAUCACCAACAUUCCUUCGAUUGACUUCCGCUCCAAUUAUCUGUUUAACUCGACAAUCGAGCGAAUCGACGAAUGUGAUCAAUUGCUUUUGAUCGGUACGAACCCAAGGCACGAGGCUCCUUGCUUGAAUGCAAAGCUGAGAAAUAGAUGGCUCAACUCUACCAUGGAGGCUUCUCUGAUCGGUGAAGAGUUUGACUCGACUUUUGAGUAUGAAUAUUUCGGCUCUUCUGCAAACGAUUUGGGCAAGGCACUGAAGGGCAAACUUGGAGAUAAGUUAGCGAAUGCCCAAAGACCAAUGGUCAUUGUCGGUUCCGGUGUGUUGGAAAAUAGGGACUCGCUCGCGAUUCAAAAGAUUCUUGCCUUGUUCGCUGCCGGAAAACCAAACUUCAAUAACGAUGAUUGGAAAGCAAUCAAUUUGCUUCACAGAGAAGCUGCUAGAGCUGGUGCCUUGGAUAUUGGGUUCUACAACGAAAGUGCCAAGGUGAAAUCUGCCAAUCCCAAGAUUGUCUUCUUGUUGGGUGCAGAUGAGGUUGAUCCGACAGCCAUCCCUAAAGAAUCAUUUGUUAUUUACAUUGGCUCUCACGGAGAUGUUGGUGCUUCGCUGGCAGACGUAAUUCUUCCUGGGGCAGCAUUCACCGAAAAGAGUGCAACUUACGUUAAUACUGAAGGUCGCGCUCAGCUUACCCGUGCAGCUCUUGGACCUCCGGGUUCUGCUAGACACGAUUGGCAAAUUAUAAAAGCCAUAAGUGAGUAUGUGGGUCUAGGGCUACCUUAUGAACACGAAAUGCAAUUGAGGUCCAGAAUGCUGAACAUUGCUCCACAUUUGGUUAACUACGACGUUGUUGAGCCCACGUCUACCGAACUUUACACUCUGAGUCUGAAUAUUGCUGCCACUGUCAAAGUGGGUGCUAUCAAAGGCGAGACACUGAAGAACCCAAUAGAGAACUUCUAUUUCACGGACGUCAUUUCUAGAAACUCCAAGACCAUGGCCCAAUGUGUGGGAAGCUUUGGACCAAAGAUUGAGAAAAUCCAGGACGAAAAUGCCCAUCUUUAUUUAGGUAUCACUUGA
Messenger RNA from Ogataea angusta, 2208 nucleotides. RefSeq lists its product as uncharacterized. Gene Ontology annotation, cellular component: membrane. The coding region runs from base 1 to 2208 and encodes 735 amino acids. The record is from RefSeq and is a predicted model, not a curated record. Gene Ontology annotation, biological process: ATP synthesis coupled electron transport. The transcript has a single exon. NCBI's taxonomy places the organism in Eukaryota, Fungi, Ascomycota, Pichiomycetes, Pichiales, Pichiaceae. Gene Ontology annotation, molecular function: iron-sulfur cluster binding; NADH dehydrogenase (ubiquinone) activity.